AUGGAAGAGCUGCCUCCAAAAACAGAAACUUCUGCAAAACAGUUCGGACCCGAAGAGAUUUCUGCCUGGAAAGAGCUUUUAUUGAAGCUGAAGAAGAGCGCACAUGCUGGGCCUUUCCUGUAUCCGGUCGAUCCGCAGAUCCUAAACAUCCCGGACUACCACGAUAAAAUAAAGAAUCCGAUGGAUCUCUCCACAGUCUCAAAAAAGCUGGAAAAUAGUUUGUACAAGACAUCGCAGGAUGUGAAAAAGGACAUUGAGCUGAUGCUCUCCAACUGUUACGUGUACAACCAGCCAGACACUGCAGUGUACAAGAUGGGGCAGGCCCUCGAGAAGUACUUCAAGCAGCUCCAGCAGAAGAACACUCUCGACAAGAAAAGAAAGACAGAGGGCGAAAGCGAAAAGAAGAAAGGAAAAGUGAAGUCCUCACUGACAGAAGAAGAGCACGCAAAGUGUCUGGAAACACUCAACGAGAUCGUGAAGGCCAAGUACAGGAAGAUAAACUGGCCCUUUUUGGAGCCAGUUGACGAGGCUCUUGUUCCGAACUACUACACGCUCAUCACGAGCCCCAUGGACCUGUCUACGAUGCGCUCCAAGCUCCUCAGCCACCAGUAUGCAACAAUGGAAGAGUUCCUCUCCGACUUUGAGCUCCUCGUGAACAACUGCCACACGUUCAAUGCAGAGGGCACAGAGGUUUAUCUGUGCGCAACAAAGCUAAAUACGCAAUUUAGGCAAAUACUUGAUCAGAAGAAAAAGAAGCCUGUGGAAGACACCUCUACGAGAAUAUCUGUCCUGAAGGGGCUCAUAGCGCAGUACGAGGCAGAGCUUAGAAAGCUGGAGAAAAAGACAGGAUCUGGCCCAGCAGACUUUGGGUACGAGGAGAAGCUGAAGCUGAAGAGACGGGUGGACUCCCUUGCAGCACACAAGCUAAAAGACGUGGUGGCGUACAUUCAGCAGAACAUUCCAAACGCAGUGACAACGGAGCUAGAUGAGCUGGAGAUAAAUCUAGACACAUUGGACCAGCAGACCCUUAGCAAGCUUAGCGAUAUUGUGAGAGAAGCAUAUGUAGAAGAACAGAGGCUGGAAAGUGAUUCAAGCAGCGAAUAA
This is a messenger RNA of Nematocida minor, 1104 nucleotides long. RefSeq lists its product as uncharacterized. The record is from RefSeq and is a predicted model, not a curated record. NCBI's taxonomy places the organism in Eukaryota, Fungi, Microsporidia. Gene Ontology annotation, cellular component: chromatin; nucleus. The transcript has a single exon. Gene Ontology annotation, biological process: regulation of DNA-templated transcription; chromatin remodeling. The coding region runs from base 1 to 1104 and encodes 367 amino acids.